AUGACGUAGAUUCUCGCGCAAGGAAGCCCCAGGACUGACGCGCCAAAUUUCAAAGGACUUCCUCCAGGAAAGAAGGCUGAAAAGCUGCACCGACGCCUGGCUGAACAAAUGGCGAUAAAAUCCCGCAGAAACAACGCGUUUUGUUUAAAGUGUAGUUGCUGAGCCCGCUGGUGGAGCUGUCGACGGUGUUCCAUUGGCGGCAGUUUGAGGAAUAAUUCGCAUAAAGUCGGCGUGUCAUUGUUGUAAGUGGCAGCUUUGACUUUCAUUCUGUCCUACAAGGAACUAACGUCAGCUAGCUUAAUCCUGUUUCUGUCUGACAAGCUAAAAAGCCACACCGCGAUAUUCCAUUGCUCUUUUAAAAAAGAAAAAAUCUUAUUUCAACGUCAAUUCAUGCACAUAUCAGACAGACCUCAGCCGUUCCACCCUGUCAGGCUUCCCACCUGUGAGACGGCUGAUGUCAGGAGCCUGGGAUUUUAAUCUCUCUCACACACACACACACACACACACACACACACACACACACACACACACACACACACACACACACACAUGCUCAGGUGACAACUGUUCAAACCUUAAAAUAUUAGAUGUCAGAACUCCAGCUAAAAGUCACGGCUGUCAAGUCUUUUGGCAGGUUUGCUUCGCCACGGUUUCAAUGUUUACUGCACCUUUCGAUUUAGCAUCACUGUAACACACAGGCUGUCUACAUUACUGAAGCUCUUUAUUCUCAAAUCCAUCUUCUUAUUGCCUCUUCUCUAUGGGGGAUUGAGCUCAUAACCGAGUGCAGAAGCUAAUUUCCACACUUUGCCAGCUUAUACAGUGCUUCAUAUCCUCAUUAUUUAUUCAUGUAUUCACAGCAGUGCACAAAGGGUCAUCAGCUUUCCAUACUAAUGCAAACACCUGUUGCUGCACAUGCCAGUCACCAACACACUCAGUGCUUUCAGGCCUAUGUUUAGAACAGUUUAGCUUUAUGUAAGCAGUCAGCACUGCCUGGGCAAAUGGCUUUCAUUUAACCUCUGUCCGCUAGCAAAGAAUUGUAUCCCAAAAUGCAUCGCAGCCUCCUGUAACUCAGGGGCCUGUCACAGAUACAGUCUGGCCUCUGGGUGGGGUGCAGGUGAGGGCUUAGCGGUGGCAGACAAUCAAACCCUUCAGUCAUGCUGUCCGGGGUGCAGCCGUGCUUCCAGUUGCUUCGCAUCGGUUCGUCGGCCUCCGACUCGGCGCGGGACCUCUACACGUUCAGGCCGGUGCAGAGCCAGUCUGUGUUCCGACUGGGCCGGGCGGCGGAGCUGUGUGACGUCACGCUUGACUCGUCGUCGGUGUCACGGAUCCACGCCGAGCUGCAUGCGGAGAGGGAGGCAGGCGACGGUGACGCAGCGCCACAGGAGGAGGAGGGCUGGAGUGUCCACAUCAAGGACAGGAGCAGUCAUGGCACCUGGGUCAAUGAGGUCCGCCUCCAGCCUGGCAUCCAGUGGGAGCUCUCAGAUGGCGACACGCUGACCUUCGGUGUCCAGUCGGCUCCAGGGAGCCCCGAGUUCUACUUCCUCUUCCAGAAGGUCAAAGUUCGUCCGCUAGACUUCGAUGCCAUCACAAUUCCAAAGGCAGGCACCUUCUCCUCCGACUUAAAGAACCGGAUCAGAACUAACCUGGACCGCAGGGCGGCCGCCAACAUGGACCUGUCUAAUCUGCCCAUCAACCGGGCCACCGUCAUCCUCAACUCCAUCGGCAGCCUCAGUAAGAUGAAGGGCAGCGCCUGGACCUUCCAGAGGAGCCACAGCCACGAGGGCACCGCCUCGGACCCCGGCUCCUCCUCCUCGCCGCCUCUGACUGUGAGCUUAACCUCUCUGCUCCCGCCCUCCACGCCGCCAUCCUUCUCCUCCUCCUCCUCCUCCGCAGCCUCGGUGCCUUCGACAAAGUUCCACCAGCCGACGUCGAGGAGCAGGAGGAAGUCGGCGCACACGGUGCUCCUCGAGGACGACAGCUCGGACGAACCCAGAAGUCGAGCAGCUCCGGCAGGAGUUGUUGACGACGGCCAGAGGUCGAGGGGGAAGAAGAGGCGGCGGCUCUACAAAUCGGAGUCGGAGAGCGUCAGCCCCCCCCCUCCUCUGCCGCUGCAGCCCAAGAGCCACGGCGACAUCCGGCGCCCGCUGGAGGCCAAGCCCUUCCCCGUCGGCAUCCGGACCAUCGGCAGCUUCCACGGCGCCAUGACCAACAGCCGACUCAACCACCACCUCCUGCAGGCGUCGCUCGGCAACCCCGCGGUCCGCAAACAGGAAGUGCAGACGAUGCACCGGGUCCAGACGGCGGUGCACACCAACAUCGCAGCUUUCCGCCAACAGAAACCCGCCCACAGUUCUCCGACGGCGCAGAGAGGCAGGCGGAGGGCUCACAGCUCUCCGGUUUUCUCCCCUCUGGUGGUCGGAGGGGAGAACUACAGUCUGGCCUCGCCGUCGGUGAGGAUCCGCACCGACGAGAGAGGCAGGGUGCAGUUCAACAGAUUUCACCAUCCGACAAGCAAGCGCCGAGGCCGCCCCAGGAAACACCCGCUGCCCCCCCGGCCUUCCCUGCCCUCACCAUCCUCCUCGUCCUCCUCUUCCACCUCCUCCGCCUCCUCCUCCUCCGGCUCCUCGUCGUCCUCCUCCUCCUCUGACGACGACGACGACGAAGAGGAGGAGGACGGCGGGGCGACGGGCGGGGCGGUGGAGCCGUGCGCGGCGCCGCGCUGCCGGCUGCCCCAGCAGGACACGGUGCAGUGGAUCCAGUGCGACGUGUGCGACGCCUGGUACCACUUGGACUGUCUGCACGUCGACCGCAAGAAGCUCCUGAAGGACCCCAACGCCGACUUCCACUGCGGAUGUUGCUGAGACCAGAGAGAACCGAGUUUGUGCCAAGGAAACGUAACGCUCUCAAGACUAGAAAGUUCCCACAAUUUUCCCCCUUAAAUGGUUUAUUUUCAUUCAGCCCCACUCAUGCAAAAUCAACAGACGUGUUUCUGUGAAGAUGCUACUUCUAAUGGCCACAGA
Molecule: messenger RNA, 3020 nt
Organism: Perca flavescens (yellow perch)
Lineage: Eukaryota; Metazoa; Chordata; Actinopteri; Perciformes; Percidae
Gene: tcf19l
Product: transcription factor 19 (SC1), like
Exons: 6
Coding region: 1155-2861 (568 amino acids)
Biological process (GO): regulation of gene expression
Cellular component (GO): nucleus
Molecular function (GO): protein binding
Source: RefSeq, a predicted model, not a curated record